Hippocampus zosterae (dwarf seahorse) is the source of this 6495-nucleotide messenger RNA. It is a transcript of the gene rad54l2, whose product is annotated as RAD54 like 2. NCBI's taxonomy places the organism in Eukaryota, Metazoa, Chordata, Actinopteri, Syngnathiformes, Syngnathidae. The record is from RefSeq and is a predicted model, not a curated record. The coding region runs from base 313 to 4809 and encodes 1498 amino acids. The transcript is spliced from 22 exons. Gene Ontology annotation, molecular function: ATP binding; ATP hydrolysis activity; ATP-dependent chromatin remodeler activity. Gene Ontology annotation, cellular component: nucleus.
AAUGUGGCUCCUUCAAUAAAUAUAACUCACACAAAUAAAGGAAUACUUCAUCCUCAAUGAAAGGAUUUCGUUUAUUGUCGGAACAUUGCUUCGGCGGGUGCAACACUUGAAGGAAGGAAUACACUGUAACACUGGGGAAAAUUGGAAAUGAGAGGAAACGUUUAUCGCUUUAUUUUCACAAUUAGCCAGCAACCAAAUUGAUCGGUCUACUUGUGCAUUAACGUCGACAUUUCCAGAAGCGCGCAACGCACAUGCUCGUACGGACCCCUGAUGAAGGUGUGCAGGUAAUAGUUUGAGAGCCCGUAAGACGCCAUGUCUGAAGAGGCCAUUUCAGAAAGUGACCUGGAGGCUAGCCUUAACAGUGAAGAGGGUUUUCAGGAAAAUGAUGAAGAGGAAGACAAUGACGAUACGGAUGAGGGAGAGGAGGAGGAGGAGGGGGAUGAUGAUGAUGAUGAUGAUGAUGAUGAUGAGGAUGAAGACUUUGGAGAUGAUGACGAACACAGUUUGGAUAAACCAGCUAGUGCGCACAGCUGGAAUGAAAAAUCUCAAGAAAGUCGGGACUCCACCUCAGCUACCUCGGAGCCACCGUCACGGCCUGAAUCCCAACCGUCGUCGAGGGCGCCCUCCAGACCAACCUCUCGCUCUCAACUUCCGAGCAGCCCUGGCAAAUCAAGUCAGAGCAAGACACAUUCCAGCAAAUCAAAGAAACAAAAGGCUUCGAAACUAACCAAACCUUUCAAGCCUUCAAAACGAUCCAAACCAUCCAAGCCUGCCAAACCUGCACACAUGAGGAAAAAUAUCAGAAAGCUACUGAACGAGGACCAGCUGGAGGCUGGAACCAAAGCUGCUCAACAGGAAGAGAUGGACAGACGGAAGCGUCUGGAGCAACAGAGGAAAGACUUCCCUACACCAGCUCCAACUUUAUUAGAGUCGCACCUAGUGGACCCAACUUCCUUUUUGGGAGAGAUGUCUCACUUGGUCCCCGCUCUUCUCGGCAAGCAGGAUGUGAUCUGCCUGGACAGCAGCGGUGAUGAAGAUGAAAACAUGGAACCAAAACUCCCAGAGCUUGCAAUGCGAGAUGAUAUAAUUGAACUCAGCUCUGGGGACGAGGACGCCCUGCAGAUAAGCAGUGAGUCGGGCGAUGAGGAGGAUGACGGUGGCCCCGCCGGCACAGAGGAGAGCAGUGGAGCGCACAUCAAUGAUGCUCUGAACUUGCCUGACGCCCAGGGCCGCGUGCUGGUUAAUAUCAACCACCCUGCGGAGGAGAAGGACAUUUAUCUCGCGCCACAGCUGGCCAAGGCUGUCAAACCUCACCAGAUUGGUGGCAUCAGGUUCCUGUAUGAUAACCUGAUUGAGUCUCUGGAGCGUUACAAGAGCAGCAGUGGUUUUGGUUGCAUCCUCGCUCACAGCAUGGGGCUUGGCAAGACACUGCAGGUCAUUUCCUUCAUUGACAUCCUACUGCGGAAUACUGAGGCUCACACUGUCUUGGCUAUUGUUCCUGUGAACACACUUCAGAACUGGCUGGCAGAAUUUAACCUGUGGCUUCCACCACAGGAAGCGCUUUCCUCCGAGACUGACCCCACGUUGUUUACUGGACGUACAUUCAAAGUUCAAAUCCUGAACGAUGAGCACAGAAACACGAUAGCUCGGGCAAAGGUGGUGGAGGACUGGAGCCAAAAUGGAGGCGUGUUGCUGAUGGGCUAUGAGAUGUACCGCCUCCUAACAAUGAAGAAGAGUUUUGUUACUGGCAAAAAGAAAAAAUCAAAGAAGCCCAUGGGGCCUGUCAUCAUUGAUCUAGAUGAGGAAGAUAGACAACAAGAACUCAUGAAAGGUAUUGAAAAAUCCAUUCUACGACCUGGGCCAGAUGUGGUGAUCUGUGACGAAGGCCAUCGCAUUAAGAACUAUCAUGCCAGCACGUCACAGGCUCUGAAGAAUAUCCGUUCGAGGCGCCGAGUGGUUCUGACAGGUUACCCAUUACAGAACAAUCUGAUUGAAUACUGGUGCAUGGUGGAUUUUGUUCGGCCGGACUUCUUAGGCACACGCCAGGAGUUCAGCAAUAUGUUUGAGCGCCCCAUUCUGAACGGGCAAUGUAUGGACAGCACGCCUCACGAUGUUCGCUUGAUGCGUUACCGUAGCCAUGUGCUGCACAGCUUGUUGGAGGGCUUUGUCCAGAGGCGAGGCCAUGAUGUUUUGCAACACCAGCUCCCCAUUAAGAUGGAGCAUGUGAUCUUGGUCCGGCUAUCUCCGAUACAGAAAGCGCUCUAUACUGAGUUUAUGAAUCGCUUCAGAGAGGCAGGAAACAAUGGUUGGCUUGGUCUGAACCCGCUCAAGGCCUUUUGUGUAUGCUGCAAGAUCUGGAAUCACCCGGACGUGCUUUUUGAAACUGUACAGAAAGAGAAUCAGGCAAACGAGCAGGAUCUGGACCUCGACGACAUCGCCGGCGGUCCCAAAGGCAAAGUGUCAGACUCCAAUAACAGCAAAGCCAACAACAUUCCGCCGCUGCUCAAUCCCUCUCAGGAUCGAAGCAAUCAAGUCAUUACUUAUGAAUGGGCAAAAGAACUCAUGUCAAACUACCAGAUAGGACUUCUGGAACACUCGGCCAAAAUGGUGCUACUAUUUCAUUUGAUUGACGAGAGCGUCAGAAGAGGAGACAAGAUUUUGGUCUUCAGUCAAAGCUUGUCCACCCUGACAGUCAUUGAGGACUUCUUAUCAAAGAGACCCAUUCCAUCACAAGACACCACCGAGUCUCAGAACCCCAACUGGGUUCGCAAUCACAAUUAUUAUCGACUGGAUGGGAGCACAUCAUCUUCAGAAAGAGAGCGCCUGAUCAAUCAGUUUAAUGACCCGGAGAACACCAAAUCGUUCCUCUUCCUGCUGUCUACCAGAGCGGGUUGCCUGGGUGUGAAUCUCAUUGGAGCGAACCGUGUUGUUGUGUUCGACGCCUCCUGGAACCCGUGUCAUGAUGCCCAGGCCGUGUGUCGGGUGUACCGCUACGGUCAAAAGAAACCCUGUUACAUUUACCGGCUGGUUUGUGACUUUACCUUGGAGAAGAAGAUUUAUGAGAGACAGGUCUCCAAACAGAGCAUGUCCGACCGCGUCGUGGAUGACCUGAACCCGGCGCUGAACUUUACCCGAAAGGAAGUGGAGUCACUGUUGCAUUUUGUCGAAGAGGAACCUGAAGCAAGCAAGAUCAAUCUGAGGGCUUUUGAAGAUGAGCCAGUCAUAUAUGCAGCCUGUCAGCUUUACCCACACCUCAUCACCAAACAACCUUUCCAACAUGAAUCUCUGUUAGUGGACCGGAAGGAAUCCAAACUGACCAAAGCGGAGAAGAGAGCGGCCAAAAAAAGCUACGAGGAUGAAAAACGAGCUUCCGUGCCCUACUCUCGGCCUUCCUAUGCCCCUUAUUAUCCAAGCGGCAACCAUGCGCUCGCAAACAUAUCUGCAUUCAGUCAACGUGGCUGGCGUCCAAUGGCCCGGCCUGACGACAAGCCAGUCGCAAGUGUGAGGCCCAUCCAGUCGACCCCAAUUCCCAUGAUGCCUCGCCAGGUUGUCAUGGGCAUGGCGGGGGGCAGUUCUCCUGGCAGUUUACCAGUCAAUUUCCUGCAGAAGGCUGGAGUUUACGUUCAGCGGAUUGUCACCACAACAGACAUCUUCAUCCCGGGAGCCAACAGUACAACAGAUGUCCAAGCUCGGAUUCGCGCUGGCGAGAGCAUCCAUGUCAUCAGAGGAUCUAAAGGUACUUACAUCAGGACAAAUGAUGGAAGAAUUUUUGCAAUUAGAUCUGGAAAAAUCAGUAGACCAUCCGCCGCGGGCACGGCUGUUUCAAGAGAUAGCCAGCGUUCUGCGAUCCAUCCACUCAGCAAUGGCUGCGCCUCCCCCGGGGAACAACUGCAGCACUCACCCGAAGUUGACGUGGAGCACCAGUCCUCGUCUCCCUUGAGCUCCGAGAUUCUCCGCGAGCUCAGCCACUACACGGCGUCCACCAGCGACGCCACCGGCGGCGCGGGGAACGAACUCUCCUCCCCGUUGGAUGCGUCCGUCACAGCUGCGGGAGAUGGCCGGAGUCUGAUUCCGGACCUCCGCUCACCACUCAACGACGACCUCCUGACUUCGGGCUUAGAGACGCAAGGGGUGAAACGCAGGCAUACUGAAAGUCAAAGCGCCAUGGCCAAACGGACUCUGCCUACAUCGCAUUUCCCCGGCUUGUCCAUGAACUCCAGUGGGCUCAGUUUUCCACCAGUGGGUCUGAACUCUCCUUCGCUUUUAGGGAACCUGGGACAUAUGACUCACCCUCUUCUGAUGGGUGGAAGCGGUGGACCUUCAUUCCUUCAGGCACCAGGACAAACACUGGCAGACCUGCAAACCAUGUUCCCUUCCGCACCGGGCAACGGACAACUUCCUCCCCCUUCCGCAUCAGCUCUAUCAACCGCCCUCUCUUCGUCCUCCAACACCAUCCCCAUAUCGUCGGCAUCAUCAUCAUCCGCAACGACUUCCUCACUGGCAUCAGGUUCUCUGCCACCAUACUUGAUGAGCCCCAAUAUGACGGGGCUGCUUUCGUCAGGCUUCCCUCUCAACUACAGCCAGUCCCUGCUCCCAGAACCCCGGAUGUUUCCCGGCCCUCUCCUUGCCGGGUCAGCUGGUUUCCACACAGUAAACUCUGCUUCAAAUGCCUCCGGCUUCCUCUCCCAUUUCAACAAUCCCACAUCCAGCCUGUUUGGGUCGGCUCUGACCCAACCGGACAGGUAUCAGAGUGCGGAGAACGGAGGCGAUAGUUCCGAUGAUGAUGUCAUAGAGGUGACUGGACACUGAAGACUCACACAGGGACUGUUUGGAUACAAAGGUUAAUCAUGCCUGAUUGGACUGGGGUGCGAUUCGACAAAUAUUGUUUUUUCUGCUAAAAACAACCCUGACUCAUGUGAAUUGUGUAUAUCCUCAUUGUUUCUGAUAAACAGCUUCAUUUCAAUAUUCCAUGAUGUUCAUUUUUUGGCCAUUCAUUUAGUUGAUAGCAUUCCUUGUGCCAACAGCGACGCAGAGACAUCUUUCCCUGAUCAAUAGGGGAAUCCUCAUGCACUUUUAAAAAUGUUAUUAAGUCAGUAACACAUUUUUAUGCUGAAUAAAACUGUCUUGUUGGGUUUGCUGUGAAAUGGAGCAAGUAUUUGUAGCAGCACUCACAGGCCGAAUUCCCGACAGAUUUUAUUUCACACCGUGCAAAAUUCAUCACACUCAUCGUGGCCACGGACUAAUUUCACAACCCAAAUAUUAAAAAAUAUCAAUAAAUAAAAAUCCACUGAAAUAUUUGAGUCUGCCAAAAAGUAGAGCAUCCCAUUUGGAAAAGAGAUUGUGGUUCCGUGACUCAUUAUAAAACUGUAGAUAUCUGUAUAUAGCAGUUAUUCUCAUUGUUUAUAUUUCAACAAAUUCAUUUCAGCUUGUCGGGAGGUGUAUAAUUAUGGCAUACAGGAAGAUAACAGUUGCAUUGUUUUGCGACAGUUUUGGGAGGGGUCACUCCCCCUCCCUUUUAACACUCAAAUGAAUGUAUCUCAACUUGCCCUCAGUGACACACUCUUGUGUUCUGUCAUUUUUAGCCUUAAAUAACACAAAGAGGUCUUGGGUGUCCAGAUUUUAACUUGGUACGUGCUCUUUUUUUUUUACUUUGUUACCAUUGUGAUAUCAAAUGUGAACUUGCUCUUGUUUCCUAAAACAAGAACCGAUCAAGUCAAAGUAACACUCAGCCACUCAAACGUUUCCCAUCGUGGUCCGGGUAUUUACCGAAUGUCAACGUCUCCAUCAGAACAUUCACACUCACGCCCACGAGUGACUGCGGCCGGGCUGGGCCGGCCAGGUGGCGUUGUGGGCUUUGCCACCCGAACCAGUUGCAACGGCCUCCUGUGUUAGUAGUUAUGUCAGUGGUGUGUUUAGAUCUUUGCUGCUCUCAAGCCUUGUGUGUGGGGUUUUUUUUUUUGUAUUCACGCCACACUGAUGUUUCGAUUUAGGAAUCUGUUGAGUCGAUGGUUUUAUUGGCCUAUAGAUGAAAAAAACAGGAGAGCAUGAUACUAGACAGCAUAACCUGUAAAAAGUUUCCAGUAGACUGGUGGAGACAUUUUUUUGCUGUAUGGUUUUUCUUCAGCCUGUCUUAGAAUCUUGUAACGUUGCUCUGAAAGGCUGAUUAUGGAAACGAUGCAGAUCCCAUGUCUAUAUUUGUACUCUUGUUAGAAUUUGAAGUGGGUUAUCAUUGCUUUAUGUUUAACUCUGUUGUUUCAUGUCCAGUGGGGUCAUUUUUAUGGAUUGGAUAUUUAAUUUUUUUAAUUACUUUUUAUAAUUUGAUCAUGUGUUCUUUCAAUAGUAGCUUCUCUCAUUUCAGUAUAUGUAGUUUCUGAAAUGUAUUUAUUAUUUUUUUAUUACCUUCUGUUCACUUAAAUGGCUGAUCCACGCCAUGUAGACAAAAGCAGAAAAUAACUGUUAUUAAUGUUAUUUUAAAAAUAAAACACUUCUAUUGCA